Molecule: messenger RNA, 443 nt
Organism: Ceratitis capitata (Mediterranean fruit fly)
Lineage: Eukaryota; Metazoa; Arthropoda; Insecta; Diptera; Tephritidae
Product: vitelline membrane protein Vm26Ab-like
Exons: 2
Coding region: 64-390 (108 amino acids)
Source: RefSeq, a predicted model, not a curated record
CAUUACAUUUCGUUAACCAGUUCAAUUGUAAAGAAGUUCAUCUUCAGUAAAAAAUAAUCCAAAAUGUUCAAAUUGUUCACAGUCUGCUUCCUCGCUCUCUUCGCUUUUGCCUUCGGUGCUGCUAAACCCGGUUUGCUGGCUGCUCCUGCUGCUCUUGCUUACUCAGCUCCAUUAGCCGCUGCACCUCUUGCUGCUGCCUACGCCGCUCCAGUUGCUGCUGCCUACGCCGCUCCCGUUGCAUACACCGCCGGCUAUGCUGGUUACGUCGCCCCAUACGCCAGCAGCUACUCAGCUCAUUCGAUCGCCCACUCUGCCGCUUUCCCAGCUGCUUAUGCUGCUGCACCAGUAGUUGCUGCUGCCGCGCCCGCCGUUGCCGUGCUACGUAAAUAGAUUGGAAAUUGUGAUACAUUGUUAGGGAAAAUUCUAUUUUCCUAACAGUGAUA